CUCCAUCUGUGGCGGGGAGGCGAGCUGCUCGGCUGCACUGCUGCUGCUUGUCUUAGGUGGCUGGUUGGUGACAUUGGGAGGAGACCGCUCCGAGGGAGCGAGCCUAGGACGACGAGGAAGAGAGCAGGGCAUUGGGGGUGGGGACGCGGCGACAGUGCCAGGGGGCGUGUGAGCUGCGGGCGAGGAGCAACUUCUCCCGGGCGCGCGCGGCGGGGCGGCGGGCGGAGCGUGAGCUGUUAGCCCGGAGCGGGGAGCUGGCAGCCGGCAGCGGCCCGCGCCCUGCGCGCCAGCAUCCUCCGGGUUCCCAGCCCCGGGUGCUGAGCUCGCCGCUAUAAAUAGCAGGUUACAGCUUCUGCUCGGGCGCACACGCUCUCACUGGAGAACGCAGGAAAGUCAUCCCGAAAAGUGUCUGCCGCUGCUAUCGCCCCCUACUCAGCCUCUGCAAGAGCUCCAUGUAUUUGUGACGAGUGUGGGCUUGGGGACCUCUCAGCAACUCCUAACCAAAAGAAAUGGUGUCACCUGGCAAGAGAUCUGCCGUGUUUUAUGAAAAAUUAGACCAAGAUUUGAGGCCAGUCUUCCACCCUGCCCCUUCCCGACUCCACUGUUUCUCCAGAGAACUGUAGCUGUCUUUUGCUGAAGGAUAUUUAGGAAUCUGGCUUUGGAUGACAGAGCCCUAAAUCCAGGGAAAAAAUAAUUGAAGCUGUUGAGAAAUACAACAUAUAUCAGAAUUUCACAGUGGGAUGUUAGAUCAUUAGUGUGAAGAUAUACCAACGAUAAGCCAGAACCUACUCUCUGUACCAUUUGGAGAAGACACAGUGGAAAAGAAGUCAGUGGUGAGGUGGAUCAUGGAAAUAAAAGAGGAAGGAACGUCAGAAGAAGGCCAGCACUUUCUUCCUGCAGCUCAGGCAAAUGACUCUGAGGACAUUCAGUUCACGAGCAUCCAGAAGAUUCCCAGUGAGCCACAGCUGGAAUUCAUCCUUGCGUGCAAGGAUCUUGUGGCCCCUGUCAGUGAUCGGAAACUGAAUACAGUGGUGCAGAUCUCAGUAAUCCACCCCGUGGAGCGGACCUUGACGCGGUACUCCAGCACAGAAAUUGUGGAGGGAACAAAAGACCCACUGUUCUUGACGGGUGUCACAUUCCCAUCUGAGUACCCCAUCUAUGAAGAGACUAGAAUAAAGCUGACAGUCUAUGAUGUCAAGGAUAAGUCUCACGACACUAUUCGAACCAGUGUCCUUCCGGAUCACAAGGAUCCCCCGCCAGAAGUUGGGAGAAGCUUCCUGGGCUGUGCCAGUUUUAAGGUUGGGGAGCUGCUGAAGUCCAAGGAGGAGCAGCUGUCCCUGAGCCUGAGAACCUCAGAUGGUGGCAAAGUGGUCGGCACCAUAGAAGUGAGCCUCAUGAAGAUGGGGGAGAUUGAGGAUGGGGACACAGACCACAUCACCACAGAUGUGCAGGGACAAAAGUGUGCACUAGUAUAUGAAUGUACAGCCCCAGAAAGUGUGAGCAGGAAUGAAAACUUGCCUUUUUUGAAUGCAGUGUUAAAGAAUCCUGUGUGUAAACUCUAUAGAUUCCCCACAUCUGACAAUAAGUGGAUGCGAAUCCGAGAGCAGAUGUCAGAGAGCAUCCUCUCUUUUCAUAUUCCUAAGGAACUGAUUUCCCUUCACAUAAAAGAAGACUUGUGUAGAAACCAGGAGAUAAAAGAACUUGGUGAUCUUUCCCCACAUUGGGACAACCUGCGGAAAAAUGUCCUCACUCACUGUGAUCAAAUGGUGACUAUGUAUCAAGAUAUCCUGACAGAGCUUACCAAGGAAACAGGGUCCUCUUUCAAAUCCAGCAGCAGCAAAGGAGAGAAAACGUUAGAAUUUGUUCCAAUAAAUCUACACUUGCAACGGAUGCAAGUGCACAGCCCUCACCUGAAAGAUGCUCUCUACGAUGUCAUCACUGUGGGAGCCCCAGCUGCCCAUUUUCAGGGAUUCAAGAAUGGUGGUCUUCGAAAACUACUCCACAGAUUUGAGACAGAAAGAAGGAACACUGGCUACCAGUUUAUUUACUAUUCACCUGAAAACACUGCGAAGGCAAAGGAAGUUCUCAGCAGCAUCAAUCAACUGCAGCCUCUCAUAGCAGCCCAUGCAGACCUGCUGCUAGCCUCUGCCAGCCAGCAUUCUCCAGACAGCUUGAAGAGUUCUUUAAAGCUGCUUUCAGAAAAAACUGAGCUUUUUGUACAUGCCUUCAAGGAUCAGCUGGUCAGGAGUGCUCUGUUGGCUCUCUAUACUGCAAGGCCAGGAGGCAUCCUUAAGAAACCACCCUCUCCAAAGGACAGCACAGAGGAGACUAGUCCCCAGAAGGAGACCCCUCAGCUGAGAAGACAAGAUUCCAUACCACACCAUUCUGACUAUGAUGAGGAAGAGUGGGAUAGGGUGUGGGCCAACGUGGGGAAGAGCCUGAACUGCGUCGUUGCUGCAGUCGACAGACUGACCGAGAGAGCCAGUCGCAACGAAGAAGGUGCUGAAGGCGGCGAUAGAAAAGGUGGAGAGACGGACCCUGCCCGAGAAGAUUCCACCACAUCUCACACAAAGGAGGACUGGUAUGAACAGCUGCACCCCCUCAUCCUUACCCUGAAGGAGUGCAUGGGAGAAGUGGUGAGCCGGGCGAAGCAAUCCCUGACAUUUGUGCUGCUUCAGGAACUCGCCUACAGCCUGCCGCAGUGUCUGAUGCUGACUCUGAGGAGAGACAUUGUCUUCAGUCAGGCGCUUGCUGGACUGGUUUGUGGUUUUAUCAUCAAAUUGCAUACAAGUUUGCAUGACCCUGACUUCCUGCAGCAGCUUCACACAGUGGGCCUGAUAGUGCAGUAUGAAGGACUGCUAAGCACCUACAGUGAUGAAAUUGGAAUGCUGGAGGACAUGGCUGUCGGCAUUUCAGAUUUGAGGAAAGUUGCAUUUAAAAUCACUGAAGCCACGUCCAAUGAUGUCCUGCCUAUUCUCACAGGAAGGCGUGAACACUAUGUGGUGGAGGUCAAGCUUCCGGCUACAGAGUUCCAGUCUCUCCCUCUGCAGAUUAAAGAAGGCCAGUUGCUUCACGUGUUCCCUGUUCUGUUUAAUGUUGGAAUCAAUGAGCAACAGACUCUGGCUGACAGGUUUGGAGAUGUUUCUUUGCAAGAAAGUAUUAAUCAAGAAAAUUUUCAACUUGUACAAGAAUAUUUUUCACUAUUUAUGGAAAAGAUGCCUCCUGAUUAUAUAUCACAUUUUCAGGAACAAAACGACUUAAAAGGAUUGUUGGACAAUCUCCAUCAAAAUAUUCAAGCCAAAAAAAGAAAGAAUGUAGAAAUCAUGUGGCUGGCAGCAACGAUCUGCCGCAAACUCAAUGGUAUCCGCUUUACCUGCUGUAAAAGUGCCAAAGACAGGACGUCCAUGUCGGUGACGCUCGAGCAGUGCUCCAUCCUCCGAGAUGAGCAUCAACUGCACAAAGACUUCUUCGUCCGCGCGUUGGACUGCAUGAGAAGCAGACAAACCCAGGGAGCCUUGAAUGAAUCCGAUGACCCUGAGACAGGCUGUCUAACUGAUAACAAGCCGACUUCUCGACACUUCUAUCCUGUCGCCUUGCUUCUUGUCAGCUCACACCUGCUAGUCGUGUGGCUUAUUUUAAGUCUUGCGUUACUCUUAGCCAAAUACCAAUAAGUUUUAUGUUGUGUUCCUCUUUUUCUACAAACAACAAUGGACUUUAAUUCUGGGAACAAUGUUGUAAUAUUUCUACAUUUUCAGAUUCACAGAAUUAAAAAAAAAAAGAAGAAAUGUUUGAAUUGUGGUUUUGUUUGUUUUUCCUAAAAGGCAAAAAGUACUAUGCAUUAAGUGAAUUAUUUUGCUCUUUUGUUCACAGAAAAGUGUUUUCCCAUUGUUAAGUAGCUAAUGAUGAGUUUGUUUGUUUGUUUUUUAAUUACUGUCUUUGGAAUAAGACAAAAAAAAUAGAAUCCUGAAAGCUUGAAGUUCUGAACUACCACUUCCCAUGUCAUUUAUUAAAGAAAUUAGGUCUGACAUUGUGCAACAGUAAAACCCCCAAGAUAAUCUGGGAAGUGGAGGUUACAGACUUUCUUUCACUGUGCUAAUUCAUAGUUGCCAUCAGCUGAUAGAAAUGUGUCUGCUUUCUUACUCUGUUUCUUCUCAUCCCUUCAUUGAUGUGUUUAACCUCCUGUCAAGUAACUUUAUGGAAAGAAUGGCUCUUUAUGUUUUGUAAUUAAAUUAACUUGUUUGUAACUAUUGUUUGGGUUGAUUUGGCUUUCAGACUACUUUUCUAUUCUUUUUAACAAGGUCUCAUUUGUGUCUUGAUGCGCCAUUUUUAGCACCUGUGACUUUUGUACUGUGGUUGAGGAGCACUCUCCUUUGAUGAAGCUGAGUCUAGGAGCAGGCUGUUCAGAAAGCCAUCUUCUCUCUUCACUGCAUAGCUAAAACAAUGAAGUAAAAUAGGGAUGGAAAAUCCUUUUAAAAAAUCUAUAGGGCCAGACUUAAUGAAUUAAAUGCCUUAUUCCUAGAACUGCAUCCUUAGGGCUACAUGUAGAUUUUAAUGUGUUUUAAGGGAUUGAUAGUUAAUUUGUGGAAAAGUUAUAAAAAGACAGAUAUAUUUAUGAAACUAAAGUAAAGCUGUAUUGUGAAGCAAACUAUAUUUAAAGAGUUUAUUAAAAGUUAAAUGUCUGUUAAGAAACUUAAUCAUAUCUUUCCGAAGGCAAUAAUGGUAUCGGGCCUGGCCUAGGAUUUAAUUUUGUAAGAUGUAUCAUCACUUGUGGGAAGAAAAUGUAGAGUUGAAUCUUUGUUAUUUUUACUUGGAUUGUUGGUGCAACUCUGCAUUGAACAAAUAAAGCAUAUUUAUUUAUUCUGUGUUUCAUGA
Molecule: messenger RNA, 4872 nt
Organism: Meriones unguiculatus (Mongolian gerbil)
Lineage: Eukaryota; Metazoa; Chordata; Mammalia; Rodentia; Muridae
Gene: Inpp4b
Product: inositol polyphosphate-4-phosphatase type II B
Exons: 28
Coding region: 846-3671 (941 amino acids)
Cellular component (GO): cytoplasm
Molecular function (GO): phosphatidylinositol-3,4-bisphosphate 4-phosphatase activity
Source: RefSeq, a predicted model, not a curated record